Drosophila hydei is the source of this 1976-nucleotide messenger RNA. It is a transcript of the gene Orco, whose product is annotated as odorant receptor coreceptor. Lineage: Eukaryota; Metazoa; Arthropoda; Insecta; Diptera; Drosophilidae. Gene Ontology annotation, molecular function: olfactory receptor activity; odorant binding. Gene Ontology annotation, biological process: detection of chemical stimulus involved in sensory perception of smell; sensory perception of smell. Gene Ontology annotation, cellular component: plasma membrane. The coding region runs from base 154 to 1611 and encodes 485 amino acids. The record is from RefSeq and is a predicted model, not a curated record. The transcript has 6 exons.
GGAACUUUACAUUUGAGUGAAUUAAAUAAUGAUGGAAAUAUUAUUACUUAAUUUUUUUAAGGACUGGGACGCCAUAUUAAGCACUUUUCAUUUUACAUACAGAUCAAAGGAUAAAAAGAAAACAUCUAACUUUGUUACGGAUCUUGUGACAAGAUGGCUACAUCAAUGCAGCCCAGCAAGUACACGGGCUUGGUUGCCGAUCUGAUGCCCAACAUUCGGGCGAUGAGAUACUCGGGACUGUUUAUGCACAGCUUCACUGGAGGGACCAUCUUUUUCAAGAGGAUUUACUCAUCGGUUCAUUUGGUAGUGAUCGUAAUGCACAUAUCAUUUAUCUUGGUUAAUCUAGCGCUGAAUGCCGAAGAGGUUAACGAGCUGUCCGGAAAUACGAUAACAACUUUAUUCUUUACGCAUUGUAUUGUAAAGUUCGUCUAUCUGGCCGUGAAUCAAAAGAACUUUUACAGAACUUUAAACAUCUGGAACCAACCCAACACGCAUCCCCUGUUUGCGGAAUCGGAUGCUCGCUAUCAUUCCAUAGCUUUGGCUAAAAUGCGAAAGCUCUUCUUUUUGGUAAUGCUGACAACGUUCGCAUCCGCAACGGCCUGGACAACGAUUACUUUCUUUGGGGACAGUGUGAAAUUCGCAGUUGAUAAGGAGACGAACUCAAGUAUAACCGUUGAGAUACCCAGGCUGCCUAUUAAAGCCUUCUAUCCGUGGGAUGCCAGUCAUGGCAUGUUCUACAUGAUCAGCUUCGUACUCCAGGUCUAUUACGUACUCUUCUCCAUGGUGCAUUCGAAUUUGUGCGACGUUAUGUUCUGCUCCUGGCUAAUUUUCGCCUGUGAGCAAUUGCAGCAUCUGAAGGGCAUAAUGAAGCCACUAAUGGAGCUGUCCGCUUCCCUCGACACCUACAGACCCAAUUCGGCCGCCCUGUUUAGAUCGCUCUCGGCCAACUCUAAGUCCGAGCUAAUACAUAAUGAGGAGAAGGAGCCCGUCACCGACAUGGACAUGACAGGUAUCUACAGCACUAAAGCAGAUUGGGGAGCCCAGUUUCGGGCGCCAUCCACGCUGCAGUCCUUCAAUACUGGUGGAAAUGGCAAUGGCAACGGCAUGGGCAAUAAUCCCAAUGGACUCACCAAAAAACAGGAAAUGAUGGUCCGCAGUGCUAUCAAGUAUUGGGUGGAGCGUCACAAGCACGUCGUCCGUUUGGUGGCUGCCAUCGGAGAUACCUACGGAGCUGCCCUACUGUUGCACAUGCUUGUUUCGACCAUUAUGCUCACCUUGCUGGCUUAUCAGGCAACCAAGAUCAAUGGCGUUAAUGUGUAUGCGCUUACGGUAAUUGGCUAUUUGGGCUACGCACUGGCUCAGGUGUUUCACUUCUGCAUUUUUGGCAACCGUCUGAUUGAAGAGAGCUCGUCUGUGAUGGAGGCUGCCUACUCUUGUCAUUGGUAUGACGGCUCUGAAGAGGCCAAGACUUUUGUCCAGAUCGUUUGCCAACAGUGUCAAAAGGCUAUGAGCAUAUCGGGUGCGAAGUUCUUUACUGUCUCGCUGGAUUUGUUUGCCUCGGUGCUCGGUGCUGUUGUCACCUACUUCAUGGUGUUGGUGCAACUCAAAUGAGCUGUGCUUCACACCCAUUUCAAAUCUGAGGAAAUUGUAUCGCUUGUUGUCCGUGUCAACAAAUUUUGUCAAAGCUAAUAUCUAACGAUGCCUACGAAGCUACGCAGCUGCAAUUACGCAUUGCUUUAUCAAGGUACAUCCUUGACACCCCGAAUAAUACCAGCCCAACAGAUAAUUACUUGCAAUCGAAUAUCAGCCGCGAGUUUUAGUUUUAUACUACUAGCUAAGCACAUUUUUUAUCCAUUUUUUCACUACUCUUAAUUAUUGUAAUGCAAGCAAUAGACGCAAUCAAAUAAAUUUGUAGUACAAAUUCAUAUUUAUAUACAUACUCAAAAUGAAAAUAAAUUAUAUUCGAAACAAGCAAG